Ictalurus punctatus (channel catfish) is the source of this 3186-nucleotide messenger RNA. It is a transcript of the gene sf3a1, whose product is annotated as splicing factor 3a, subunit 1. The record is from RefSeq and is a predicted model, not a curated record. Gene Ontology annotation, cellular component: U2-type prespliceosome; catalytic step 2 spliceosome; U2 snRNP. NCBI's taxonomy places the organism in Eukaryota, Metazoa, Chordata, Actinopteri, Siluriformes, Ictaluridae. The transcript has 15 exons. The coding region runs from base 212 to 2608 and encodes 798 amino acids. Gene Ontology annotation, biological process: regulation of alternative mRNA splicing, via spliceosome; mRNA cis splicing, via spliceosome. Gene Ontology annotation, molecular function: protein binding; RNA binding.
UCAUCUUCAAUGCUAGCGGCUCGAAGCCGUGAGAGGGAGUAUUUUUUCCCCGCCGACGAUUUGAUUAUCUUUAAAUAAUAAACAGAUUUUUGUUCUUUAGAAAAUACGUUUGUUAUUUAAGGAUAAUUAAAAGCUCCGUAGUUAAUCGGAGCGCCAGGGGUUGUGUAUUUUAUUUCCGAUCCGGAGAAUCAGCGAGGUUUGUUGCUCCGCCAUGCCGCCGGUGCAGAUUUCUCAGCCCGAGGCCAACAACAAGGCCGAUGAGCAGAAGGAAGAAUCUCCGGCCACUAAGUCCAUCGUGGGGAUCAUAUACCCUCCUCCUGAAGUGCGCAACAUCGUGGACAAGACCGCCAGCUUCGUAGCGAGGAACGGGCCCGAGUUUGAAGCGAGGAUUCGUCAGAACGAGAUCAACAACCCCAAGUUUAACUUCCUGAACCCCAAUGACCCAUACCAUGCCUACUACCGCCACAAGGUCAACGAGUUCAAAGAGGGCAAAGGUCAGGAGCCAUCGGCCGCCGUGCCUAAGGUCAUGCAGCAGCAGUCCUUGCAGCAGGCGCAGCAGCAGCUCCCGCAGAAGGUCCAGGCGCAGGUCAUCCAUGAGACGGUCGUCCCCAAGGAGCCUCCGCCCGAGUUCGAGUUCAUGGCCGACCCGCCCUCCAUCUCGGCCUUCGACCUGGACGUGGUAAAGCUGACGGCUCAGUUCGUGGCGCGUAACGGCCGCCAGUUCCUCACGCAGCUCAUGCAGAAGGAGCAGAGGAACUACCAGUUCGACUUCCUGCGUCCUCAGCACAGCCUCUUCAACUACUUCACCAAACUGGUGGAGCAGUACACCAAGAUUCUGAUCCCCCCGAAAGGACUGCUGCAGAAACUGAAGCGGGAGGCGGAGAAUCCCCGCGAGGUCCUGGAUCAGGUGAGGUACAGAGUGGAGUGGGCCAAGUACCAGGAGCGAGAGAGGAGGAAAGAGGAGGAGGAGCGAGAGAAAGAGCGUGUGGCGUACGCUCAGAUCGACUGGCAUGACUUCGUUGUCGUGGAGACGGUCGAUUUCCAGCCCAACGAGCAAGGGAACUUCCCUCCCCCCACCACUCCUGAGGAACUGGGAGCUCGAAUCCUGAUCCAGGAGCGCUAUGAGAAGUACGGAGAGAGUGAGGAGGUGGAGAUGGAGGUGGAGAGCGAGGACGAGGAGGACGAGCGAGAGAACAGAAACGAAGGACACGCAACUCAGCUGGAUCAGGACACGCAGCUGCAGGACAUGGACGAGGGUUCAGAUGAAGAUGAGGAUUCGAUGAAGGCUCCACUUCCUCCUGAAAACCCUAUGCCUCCUCCUCUGCCUCCAACUCCAGACCAGGUCAUCAUCCGCAAAGACUACGACCCCAAGGCCUCUAAGCCUCAGGCUGUGAUGCCUCCCGGUGACGAGUUCCUCAUCUCCCCGAUCACGGGUGAGAGGAUCCCGGCCAGUAAGAUGCAGGAGCACAUGCGUAUCGGGCUGCUGGACCCGCGCUGGCUGGAGCAGCGAGACCGCAACCUCAGAGAACGACAGAUCGAAGAGGAGGUGUACGCUCCCGGCCUGGACAUCGAGAGCAGCCUGAAGCAGCUGGCCGAGAGAAGAACGGAUAUCUUCGGUGUGGAAGAAACCGCCAUCGGGAAAAAGAUCGGAGAGGAGGAGAUCCAGAAACCCGAGGAGAAGGUGACGUGGGACGGUCACUCGGGCAGCAUGGCGCGUACGCAGCAGGCCGCUCAGGCCAACAUCACGCUGCAGGAGCAGAUCGAAGCCAUCCACAAAGCUAAAGGCCUAGUGCAGGAGGACGAGAACAAGGACAAGAUCGGACCCAGCAAACCCAAUGAGACCGGGUUGCCACCACUGCCCACCUCCGUGCCCACCAUGCCCAAGCCCAGCCCACCCAUCACCACCGCUCCCAGAAUGCCACCUGCAAAAAUGUUGGAAGUCAGUGGAUGUGUGUCGUGGCAGGUUCCUCCUCCUCUGCGCACCACCUUGCUUUCCGCCAUGCCCGUUAUCCCGAGGCCCCCCAUGGCCCCCGUGGUGCGCUUGACCCCCGGUCAGGUUCUGACCCCAAUGCCUCCCAUGGUGCACGCUCCUCGCAUCAACGUGGUGCAGAUGCCCCCGACCACACCCCACAUCAUGGCUCCUCGACCUCCACCCAUGGUGGUGCCUGCAGCGUUCGUACCUGCCCCUCCAGUGCCCCAGCCACCCAGUUCUGCCCCCGCCCCCAUGCCGCCCACCCACCCUCCUACCCCACACGAUGACGAGCCGGUGAACAAGAAGAUGAAGACUGAGGACAACCUGAUCCAGGAGGACGAGUUCCUGCGCAGAAACAAGGGUCCCGUGGCGGUCAAGGUUCAGGUUCCCAACAUGCAGGACAAGACCGAAUGGAAGCUGAACGGACAAGUGCUGAGCUUCACCCUGCCUCUCACAGACCAGGUGUCUGUGAUAAAGGUUAAGAUCCACGAAGCCACCGGGAUGCCGGCCGGCAAACAGAAACUUCAGUACGAGGGAAUCUUCAUUAAGGACUCCAACUCUCUGGCGUAUUACAACAUGAACAACGGAUCUGUUAUUCAUCUGGCACUGAAGGAGAGAGGAGGGAGGAAGAAGUAGAUCAUCUCUGUGUGUGUGCGUGUGUGCGCGUGUUAGUGAUGCAGUUGUAAAUGAGCGUGUUAAUUAAUUAUGCAGCUCAGAAUAAAUCACUGCAGUGUAGAAUAUGAAUAUCUCCUUCCACAGCUGGAAACUCUCCUGAUGUGAUGUUUGAUCAGUUAUAUUAAAUAAGUUUAGUUGGAUCUUAUGUUUUUUUUUGUUUGUUUUUUUUUUUUUUAAUCUAAUACAUCAGCUAGGUGUCGAAUCGGGUGCUCUUUAAGUAAACUCGUUAAUAUCUGAACGAUCUACUGAGCAGAACCAGGCAAUGAAACGGUCUGAUGUUGUUUGAGCUGUGUUCUCCAAUCUGAUUGGUCAGAAGGUGUUGAUUAAUUUCCCAUAAACAUGCAGCUGCAAAAGACAGCUCUGUAUUACUGCGCCUGUUUUAAUUCUUUACCGUUUCUAUAGUAACGGCUCAUUCACAGGGACUUGUACGGCUGAUGCUCCAGUGAUAAUGAGCAGAUUAAAAAUGUGUGUAAUCGUCAAUUUGGUGAAGUCUUAACGUUUAUGGAAGGAGUCUCCAGUGUCAUCAAAUGUAACCAGAU